AUGCAACUAAGAGGAGGCCUCCGUUCUCGACUGUAUUUCAUCACACCGCGAGAUAUAAGAAACAUUGCCUCGAAGUGCCGAGUAGACCCUGGAAGACUCCAUCAUCUGGACACGGUGUCAGUUCAGAGACGAGUUGAUGCCAACUUGCAAUCUGAUGGCAUCCAGUUCUACAGGCCAGCACGAGACGCCAGCGGAGAUAGAUUCGUGCAGGUCGUCAUAAAUCCAACGCAGAAAGAGUGGCUCCGAAAGUAUGAAUGGGAUAGAGCUCUUCCAGCUGCGUACCUCGUCUCCUAUAGGAUGACUGAUAUAGAAGUUGGGAUGAUGUUUGAGCACGUGAAAAAGUUGCUCCCCUCAUUUCACACGGAUAACUUCAUAACGGACGAUACCAACACAUUUUGGAAUGGUUUCAGUAAAGUGUUUCUAUCGUCGUGGAAUAAACGGCUGUUAUGCCUAUGGCACGUACAGCAAGCCAUGAAGAGGAAUGCUAAUGCGAAAGUGGUUAACCGUGACCUGAGCGAGCCAUUCCUCAGAAAAAUGCGAGACAUCUGUCUUGUUCGCGAAAGAAGUGUCUUCGUAACACAAUACACAUCAAUGUUGAAGUAUGUUCGUGAAAAUGAUGAAAGCACGCUCGCGUCAUACAUGGAAAACACAUGGAGCAAUAGAGUGGACCAAUGGGCAGCCUUCGGGCGGUUAGGAUCUUGUGUCAGUACUUCUAUGCUCUGUGAGCGUUUCCAUAAAAAACUCAAGCAUGAGAUGUUGGAAGGGAAAGCAAACGUGAGGAUAGACAGACUUCUCCAACUACUCAUUGCCCUUACGACCGAGUUGGAAGAGGACCGGGAAAUUAUGAAGGAGAGAGGGCUGGAGGAAGGAAGGUACAGGCUCCAGCAACAUCACAAGGCGCACACGUCGGCUGUCAACAAAUAUUGUGGGCAGCAGCAACUUGUCACUGUUGUUGGUCCUGGAACCUGGGAAGUGAAAGAGAACGGAAGCCGUUCGCAGCAAGACGCCGUUUCCUCGGUAGUUGAUGGAGAAGUUGAAAACGAGCAUAAUGGACCGUACAGCAGCGACGGAGACGAAGAGAUGAUGGAAGUAGUAGUGGAAGAUGAUGUGGAAAACGAGUCGGUCGCAAGAAGUUCGACAGAUAUGUAUGCAUCAGCUCGUGAAAGUAUGCUUAAAGUGAUGAGAGAACCAACGGGAGGCACGGGAAUGGAGAUAGAGCAGGUGCUGCAGCAAAUGGACGAACUAACCAAGAGGUUAGGCUUGUUGGCAGAGAAUGUUGGAAGGAAUGGAGAUACUGCUCGCCUUGCUCGCCGUCAUGACGUACCUUCGGUCGGCUGCCCUCAAGCGCUGACUCCGAUAAGGAAACUACAUAAGCGUGUCCAUUUACGCAAAGUAGAAGAGGCUAAGCGAAAACCAAUCCUGGAGAUCCCAGACUGUGCGCAGGACGAGAAGGACGCGUGUGCUUUAUGCCUUCGGAUGCAGCCUAUCACUGGUAGCACAAACCAUCGAAUUUGUUGGAUUCAAUGUCCAACAUGCGAAGACUGGAUGCAUACAACGUGUGCCCUCGUGACGUAG
Messenger RNA from Necator americanus (New World hookworm), 1575 nucleotides. RefSeq lists its product as uncharacterized. The coding region runs from base 1 to 1575 and encodes 524 amino acids. The record is from RefSeq and is a predicted model, not a curated record. Lineage: Eukaryota; Metazoa; Nematoda; Chromadorea; Rhabditida; Ancylostomatidae. The transcript has 10 exons.